AAAUAUUAAAACCUGUGGGCGGGAACGCGUGGCGCUUACUUUGCAAGCGAGCGGGGAGAUUCGGAGCGGCGCGGUUUGCUAAGAACGUGUUGUCUCAUCAUGACGGCGGAUUUAGCGGACACAGAGUGGUGUCCCCUACUUCAGGAAACAGACGAGUGCAAGGCUGAUGGCCACAGUGAGGAUGAAGAAGCCACCACUCUGCUUCAAGAAAUGGUUGAAGAAGAUGAGGAGAUUGACUUGUACAAUGAAGAGACGUUUCGUUUGGAUAUGGAAUCUGGAGGUGAGGAAGAUCCUGCUGACCUCUUUGUGUUCUGUGGUGAAUUCUCCCAGUUUGAAAAGGGUGCCUCAAAGGAUCUUUCAAAAAUGAAUGGGGAGCCCCCUAAACCACCAGAGGUGCAACAGGCUGCAGGCCAGCCGGCACCUCAGCGUCUUCCAGUAACUAAAUCCCAGCCUGCCCCUGCUUUAUCUAAAGUCCCAGUGGCUCCCAGAACUACAGGCCGCAUAGAAAUGCGUGGGGAGCGCAGGCGGGAGCUGAGCAAGAAGAUGGAAUUCCAGGAUCCAGCCGUUCUCAAAAGUAUUAAAGGCAAACCCACUUUAGAGAGCCUGGACAGUGCAGUGGUGGAUAGUGGCAUCAGUUCAACGUGGGAUGAGAUGGAUCUGGAAGCUGAAGACACUGCUGCCAUGAAGGUGAUUGACAGAACCUUGGAGCAAAGGAUUCCACCCACCACCCUGGAUUUCCUGUCUUCUCCCCUGACCCAUCAGUACCCUGAAGUUUCUGCUCCAAAGCAUGCACCACAAGGCCACCUGUCACCAAGAGCUUUCAGUCCCCGUUACAUGCAACAGGUGCCAGCUUGUCCCAUGAUGCCUCGCUCACCUUUAUGUCCAGUGCGGCCUUACUCUUCUCAGACUAGAUUUGGUCAGCCCAGCAGAUACCUUUCUCCUUCUUCUUUCCGACCCACUUCCUCAAACAUCAGUACGCCCACCCGACCUCUAACCCCAAAGGUCCUGCAGAUGCGAUUUGGGCCAAUGUCGCCUUCUCCGGGCCCUGCGCCGUUUUUCAGUCCUCCAGCCAAUCCACUACAGAGAUUCAGGUUUCCUGGUCAUGUCACUCAGCUUCACCCGCAACACAGAAGAAUACUCAGUCAGAGACAGCAGAGGACUCAAAGUUCCAUGAGAAAGCAAAGAGAACCUCGAUCUGACCCAUAUGCCAACAUUAUGUCUGCAAAAGAGAAGGCCUGGGUGAUUCGACUGCAGAUGAUUCAGCUUCAGAGUGAGAACCCACACUUAGAUGACUACUAUUAUCAGGCUUACUACCAGAAGCUUGAGGAGAAGUUGACAGAAGAUGAGCUGCUAGGUGACAGAGCCAAAAAAGAGCCACCAAAACUCAUGACGCCAUAUGUGCAGAAGGCAGAGAUUUAUGAGCCAGUUGUUCACAUAGAGGGUUCAUUGGGCCAAGUCGCAGUUUCCACUUGCUAUUCACCCCGUCGUGCGAUUGAUGCAGUCCAUGUGCAUUGUCAGGAGGAGGAUCUCAAGGACAUUGGCCAUCGAAGACUAGGAGUCUUAAACUUGAUAGAGAAGAUGUUCAUGACACUCCUUGAGGUGGAAGAACUGCAGAAGAAAAUGGCUGUUUUGCCUGAAGAAGAGAGAGUUCGCUUCCAUGACACUCUGACUUGUAAAGUCAACCAGCUCUUUCACCUUUUAAAAGAGGGCUUCCAGGAAUCCUGCCAUGAACUUGACGCAGAAUUCCUGCCAGUCCUGUUGGUAUCCAAGGGCAAGCGUUUGAUUGCCAGGCUUCUGUCCUUUUUGCCUCUGGAAGCAGCUCUUGAGAUCCUUGUGGCAGUGUUGAAACAUCUUCCACUGUUAAUGGCCCAAGAUGCAGAAUGUUCAUAUGAGGCUCUUCCAGUGUUGUACACUCCCCUCUGUACAGUGAUUGGCCACCUCUCCUUCACUCAGCUUGUUCAGGUCCUGAAGGAAUUCACAGCACCACUACCUGAUUCUACAGACACACGCCUGUCUCUUGCAUGUCACAACAAGUUUGCAAUCUCUUUCUUGUAUGCAUUGCUUAGCCAUGGUGAGAGGCUCCUGUCUGCAGACACACCUAUAGAGCCAGGCAUUGAGGAAUUUGAUAUAUGGACUGAUACUGUGUUUUCCGUUGCAAAGCAGCUCUCCCAUUCUUCGUUGGUGGAGCCCUUACUCCUUCCAUCAAACCUGCUCUCCCUUUUCUGUCGCUAUUUGGAUAAGCAGGCUGUUGUGCAGCUGGAAGGUACUAUUGAGCGUCCAGGAUCAUUGCCUGUCCAGUAGAAACCCUACUUAUGCCUUCUAGAGAAAUGGUUUCGGGAAAUGGCUUGGUGCUCUAUUGCCAUUUUCCUAGUGCGAGUGGACAUACAGUAGAGAUUUUAAGUGCAAAUGCAGCACCUUGUUGGGGU
Messenger RNA from Erpetoichthys calabaricus (reedfish), 2426 nucleotides. It is a transcript of the gene patl2, whose product is annotated as PAT1 homolog 2. Gene Ontology annotation, molecular function: RNA binding. Bases 100 to 2301 code for a protein of 733 amino acids. The transcript is spliced from 18 exons. Gene Ontology annotation, cellular component: P-body. Gene Ontology annotation, biological process: P-body assembly; deadenylation-dependent decapping of nuclear-transcribed mRNA. The record is from RefSeq and is a predicted model, not a curated record. Lineage: Eukaryota; Metazoa; Chordata; Cladistia; Polypteriformes; Polypteridae.